AAAAAUUAGACCCUUUUAACGCCAAGAACGCGCCCUAAUAUGUGAACUUGAAUGAAAAGGAACACCAAAGGGGUUUUGGGGUUGAGGAAGCCGAGAAGGUGUGGCACUGUGAGGUGAAGAAGAAGUGAAAAGAAAUGAGUGACGGUUCAAUGAUUUCAAAGAGAGUUAAGCAAGAAGAAGUAUAUGAAGAAGACAAAAACGACUUAGUAGAGCAAGAAGAAGCAUUAGUGGCUUUAGUGGAACAUCGCGCCAAAGAAGUUGAACUUCUUCGCCAACGUGUCUCCUAUUACAAAUCUCAGCUUCUUGAAGCUGAGGAGAGGUUUCAAGAUUCACAAUCUAAAUUGGCUCGCCUUCGAGGUCGACGUUUCCUGACAUCAUCUAAUGCUUCGUUGUUGGCUACUAAAAGGGUGACGGUAGAGCAGAGAAUAGUCAGUCCUGAACAUAUAAAUAUAGGUUCUGAAAACCUAUUGCAACCAAAAACGGAACUCAUAAUACCUAACGUAAGUCCCAAGAUUUCACAACCUAUAAAACCGGAAGAGUUAGUUGCGAAAACUAUCAUUGAUCUCGAAGAAACUGCUGCCUCUAAUAGGGCUGUAAGAAAAAGAGCUAAGAAAUCUAAUACAAGUUCUACUACAGAUGUGGAAGUUGUUGAAAUUAAAGAUGGAGGAACUAAAAGGAAGUUUGAAAAAAAGGAACACAAGGACUUGAUUCCCUUGGUUGAAAGUAGCUCUUCACCAACAUUAAUCAGAUCCUAUUCAAGCAAUUUGAUCCCAAGUCAGCACAAAAGAAAGUUGAGAAGUGUUGCUGUGUGUCCGGUGAAUGAUCAGCUUUUUGUAACCAGUGCUUUGGAUGGAUUAGUCAACUUGUGGCAAAUUCAAGGUAGAGGAUCAUCAGCUUCUUUGCUUAGUACCACAAGUUGUGUAUCGUCGGGAGAGAGAAGAUGGCCAGAAGAUAUAGCGUGGCAUCCACAUCGAAACAGCCUUUUUUCUGUAUACACUGCAGAUGCAGGUGUUUCUCAGAUAUCGGUACUAAAUCUUAAGAAAACAGAAGGGAGAUCCAAUGUAACGUACUUAGAGGAUAAGCCUCAUGUUAAAGGUAUCAUCAACAGCAUAACAUUCACGCCCUGGGAAGAUACCUGUUUUGUCACUGGUGGCAGUGAUCAUGCGGUGGUGCUUUGGGGUGAGCAAGAUGAGAACGUAUGGAAGCCAAAGACCUUACAUAGAACUCUACAUUCUUCUGCUGUCAUGGGAGUUGCAGGGAUGCAGCAAAAGCAGAUUGUACUUUCUGCCGGGGCUGAUAAAAGAAUUGUCGGGUUUGAUGUGCUUGCUGGAGGUGUAGACUUCAAGCAUCUAAUAGAAAGUAAAUGCAUGAGUGUUAUACCAAAUCCUUGUGACUUCAAUCUAUUCAUGAUUCAAACUGGGGUCCAUGAAAAGCAGCUCCGGCUUUAUGAUAUUAGAUCGAUGUAUGCCGAACUGCAUUCAUUUGGGUGGAAACAAGAAAGCAGUGAAUCUCAUUCGGCUCUUAUCAAUCAAGCUUGGUCUCCUGAUGGUUUAUACCUCUCAUCAGGUUCAGCUGAUCCUGAUAUUCACAUUUUCGAUAUUAGGUACAAUGCUUGCAAGCCAUCCCAAUCAAUCCGAGCUCAUCACAGACGAGUCUUCAAAGCUGUAUGGCAUCACUCUUUACCCCUUCUCAUUUCCAUAUCUUCUGAUCUUCAAAUCGGACUGCACAAAAUGUAGAAGUACCUUUCUGUAUCUGACAGCAUGUUCGUUCCCAUGAGAGAGCAACUUCCGCAUUUGCUCUCGUUUUGCUCUGUUGCUGCUUGAUCCUCGUUUUUGCUUUUGAACUGAAGUCUUGCAACUCAUCCAAGAAGAGGAGUUGGUCAAUGAACAUGUUUUUGAUUCUGAAGCUAAACUUAUACAGUAUCGACAAACCAGUACGGAAUCUGGAUUUUAUUGAAUCAGGGGAAAACGUAUAGCUCAAGAAUGCUCAAAAUUUUUAAUGUUUUCCCUUUUUUUGGACGUUACAAGUAUUGGUUGAAGCUCUACUGUUAUAUAUAUCUACUGUUAUAAUUGUAACAUCCUAUGUCCGAUCCAAUCGUCAGAUCCGAACUAUGAGGUGCUACGCUCAAGAUCCGAAAUUUCUAACACAUUCUUGAUUAGUAACAUGUUUAUAUGUAUUUCUCUUCCGCCAUUUGAACUUAAUGCAAUCUAUAAUAGAACACGAUUGUCUAA
Messenger RNA from Gossypium arboreum, 2231 nucleotides. RefSeq lists its product as uncharacterized. Gene Ontology annotation, molecular function: protein binding. The coding region runs from base 135 to 1736 and encodes 533 amino acids. The record is from RefSeq and is a predicted model, not a curated record. Lineage: Eukaryota; Viridiplantae; Streptophyta; Magnoliopsida; Malvales; Malvaceae. The transcript is spliced from 7 exons.